Messenger RNA from Hippocampus comes (tiger tail seahorse), 1016 nucleotides. RefSeq names its product exosome component 7 (gene exosc7). Gene Ontology annotation, molecular function: mRNA 3'-UTR AU-rich region binding. The record is from RefSeq and is a predicted model, not a curated record. The coding region runs from base 60 to 932 and encodes 290 amino acids. The transcript has 8 exons. Lineage: Eukaryota; Metazoa; Chordata; Actinopteri; Syngnathiformes; Syngnathidae. Gene Ontology annotation, biological process: nuclear polyadenylation-dependent rRNA catabolic process; exonucleolytic trimming to generate mature 3'-end of 5.8S rRNA from tricistronic rRNA transcript (SSU-rRNA, 5.8S rRNA, LSU-rRNA); nuclear-transcribed mRNA catabolic process, deadenylation-dependent decay. Gene Ontology annotation, cellular component: cytoplasmic exosome (RNase complex); nuclear exosome (RNase complex).
GAGUUCCUCCCACUUUGCUUUUGAUGACGUAAUAUUCAUGCGACGGACACGACUCCACAAUGGCAACAGUACAAGUUAGCGAAGCUGAAAAGGUGUAUAUUUUACAUGGUAUAAGGGAUGACCUGCGAGUGGAUGGAAGGGGCUGUGAAGACUAUAGACACAUGGAGAUUGAGACCGACGUGGUGUCCAAUACUGACGGAUCAGCCAAAGUUUCUCUGGGCCACACAGCAGUUCUAGUGGGAAUUAAGGCGGAAAUAGGAAAACCGAGGCCCAUGGCCCCAAAUGAAGGCUAUUUGGAGUUCUUUGUUGAUUGUUCAGCGAACGCAACUCCAGAAUUUGAGGGGCGAGGAGGGGAGGAACUCGGGAAGGAGCUGAGCAACACACUGUACAAAGUCUUCAACAAUAAGCACAGCGUGGACCUGAAGAAGCUGUGUAUCAGUAAGGGAGAACACUGCUGGGUGCUCUAUGUGGAUGUACUGCUCCUACAAUGUGAUGGAAACCUGUAUGAUGCCAUGUCAGUAGCUAUCAAGGCAGCUCUCUUUAGCACCAAAAUCCCCAAGGUGCACAUAUCAAACGAUGAAGAAGGAGGGAAGGAAAUUGAGCUGUCAGAUGACCCCUUCGACUGCAUGAGACUCGACGUAGAGAAUGUUCCCUGUAUAGUGACAUUGUGCAAGGUGGGCCACAGGCACGUGGUGGACGCCACUCUGCAAGAGAAGGCGUGCUCCGUGGCCAGCCUCAUCAUUUCAGUCACACACAAGGGAACGGUCACCUGUGUGAGGAAGAUGGGCGGAGGUAGCCUGGACCCUGAGAGCAUCUUUGAAAUGACUGAAACAGGUAAACGUGUUGGAAAAGCCCUCCACGUGCCUCUCAUGAAGCUGCUGCAGCAGGAGGAGAGUUUAGGAACGAGACAGAAAGUGGGCUUUCUUGGUUAGAAAUGUCAUUGUUGUGUACAAUAGAGUACUAUGUAUAUAUCAUUGUGUACCUUUUUUCCAGUAAAAACUAGCAAUUUGUUACAA